CUUGAUUGGAUGCGCAUGUGAGGCGAGCGGAGCUGACAAGGUCGACUGCAUACCUAGGCACGUCUAAGCCUUCAUGCAGACCCCAGUAGGAACACCACGACUUCAUUGCCUGCAGAUUGCAGUAAUGUCGCCCAAAAACAUUUCCUGGGCGCCGGACUAUCUGUAGAGUCUAUCAGAUAGGCAUCCUCAUGAUCUUUCUAGCAAGUGAUUCUCCUACUGCUCGCUUCUUAUGUUGGACAUCUCGAGUGGAGUUCAGGGUGAUGGAGUGAAGGUCGACACCUUAGAGGUGAUCCAACCAGAGGAUAUCAUCAUCGCUAUCUUGGGGGCGACAGGCGCGGGGAAGUCCUCUUUCAUCGAGAACUGUACAAAAGAUCGACGGCCGUGUAUAGGUCAUGAGCUGACGUCUUGUACUACACAGGUGUCGGUGCAUACCAUGGAAAUGCUUGGACGUACAGUACACCUGAUAGAUACACCUGGUUUCAACGACACACUACGAUCGGAUGGCGAGACCUUUCAGGAGCUGGCUUACUGGCUGGCGGCAGCGGACGAAAGGAAAUUUAAGCUGAGUGGGAUCGUCUUCUUGCAUCGUAUAACCGACAUACGGUUUCACAGCUCAACCAGACGUGCACUCGAGAUUUUCAAAGCAAUAUGCGGGAAGGGCGCCUUCUGCGGGACGGUUGUAGCGACAACGAUGUGGAAUCGAGUGGCCACUGGGGAGAUCGAAAAGGCACAAGAUCGCCAGAUUCAAUUGAAAACCAAGAUCCAGGAUGACAUACUGGCGUUUGGUGGCAGAUUAGUACCGAUCUCCGCAGCUGAGGUGGAUCCCUGCAAUAUCGUGAGGCACAUUGUUCUGAAGGAUAUGCGGCUGGACUUGGCUUUUCAAAAAGAGUUGCGGCAGCACGACCGUCUGCUCCACCAGACGACAGCAGGGAAGAUUGUCUACGAGAGCUUGCUCUCUCCUUCCGAUGCAAUGAGAGCCUCAAUGCAUAGUUCUGCAAGGGAGAUGGCGGCAGCAAUCAACUCACUGCGGGCGACGCGUGCGGAGGUACAGAUAGCGUGGGAGAAGCGGAUACAAAAAGAGAACGAAGACUUCCAGCAACUUACACAGAGGUAUCGAGAUUAUACGCGACUGAUAGAUCAGUCAGUCAUGGCAUCCGAAACACCGUCGAUUGGCGAGAGACGCGACGUGUCAAACACGGACCUCGAAUUUGAGUUCGAGAAAUUGAAGCGCGAACACGAAGCGGUGAUGUUCAGGCAAGGUUCCAAACUGGACAGGAGGAUUUACAGGUCAAAGGGCCGCGGCACAACGACUCUGGGUGUUGUUGGAACUGGCUUAGCGGUCGGGCAACUUGUUGCUGCCGUAGCUUGUAACGUUAUGUAGGAGCGGAGAUAGUGGUGUUACAGAAUCAAGCAGGGAAGAGCAGCGCAAGCAGAUGGAAUGUGCUAAUUGACAAAGGCAGAUCAACGAAUCAGGCCACAAUAAGCUGUUCAUACAGCACGGUUUUAGCAAU
Boeremia exigua is the source of this 1511-nucleotide messenger RNA. Its product is annotated as P-loop containing nucleoside triphosphate hydrolase protein. The coding region runs from base 230 to 1381 and encodes 383 amino acids. NCBI's taxonomy places the organism in Eukaryota, Fungi, Ascomycota, Dothideomycetes, Pleosporales, Didymellaceae. Gene Ontology annotation, molecular function: GTP binding. The record is from RefSeq and is a predicted model, not a curated record. The transcript is spliced from 3 exons.